AGGUUAGACACGUGACACUGUAUGGGGGAUUAGUGCCAAGUCCUGACUACGGCAUAAAAACUAUUUUGAGAAUAGGUCUGUAAACCACACAGCACACAGAGACAGUUAAAACACAGAACGCCGAGGUAUCGAGACGAGACAUACGUAAAAGCUUGACGCACCGAAACUUGACGAAAUUGCGUCAUAAUUUUCGUUGUAACAUUUCGAUAAACAACCAUUCAAAUUAGGUUCAAGUCAUUCAGUUUCACUGAUUAUAUGUGGGGAAAAACACUUGCAUAGCUUCAUGACUCAUAAGAGAGUCGCAUCCGAAUUACUUAUCUGUAUCAUGUAGGGAAUCCUGGCGGAAUUGAAAAUGUGGCGGUGUGUGGAAACGACGCAGCCGAUUUCAUCACCGCCAGACGUAGCGUUCGGAAGGUAGAGUGACAGACCACUCCGUUUGGAAAGGUAGUGUUACUCCAGAGAUCUAUAUAUAAGUCAGUGGUGAAAAAUACAGUCCUUAGGAGAGCAAGGAGUUGUAAGAACGUAUAAUAAAAGUGCGUCAUAUACAAUACUUUUCUUAGAUCACCGGCGAAAACACAGUACCGGAAAGUGCUGCCGUGAAAACCGCCCUACAAAGAUCAUACCGACGCCGCUGAAAAAGCGUGGGUGAUGGCGGGUUCCCGCACCAAGAGCCUGGCCCGGAUAGUGGGCAUAGGCGUGGGCGCGGUGGGCGUGGGCGUCCUGACAGCCUCUUAUUUUAUGGAGGACGACCAGCACACAAAGCGGCAAUUUGCACGAGUAGCUGCAGCUGAGCAUCUGAACCAGAGGCCAAACCGUCCCCUACCAAACAGAGAACAGCAACUCAAAAGUCUUGGAAGUGAGACCUUUGACGUCCUGAUCAUAGGAGGUGGAGCAACAGGAGCAGGAUGCGCCCUGGAUUCUGUGUCCCGGGGAUUAAAGACUGCAUUGGUGGAAAUGGAUGACUUUUCAUCCGGAACUUCCUCUAGGUCGACAAAACUUAUUCACGGAGGAGUGAGAUAUCUACAAAAGGCCAUCUUGGGACUGGAUAUGGAACAAUACAAAAUGGUGAAGGAAGCUCUCCAUGAAAGGGCCAAUCUUCUCGACAUUGCCCCCCACCUCUCAUACCCUCUUCCAAUCAUGUUACCAGUGUACAAAUGGUGGCAGCUUCCAUAUUUUUGGUUCGGCAUUAAGAUGUAUGAUUUAGUUGCAGGCAGUAAGUGUAUCAAAAGUUCCUACGCCAUCAGUAAAGAGCGUGCGUUAGAGCUGUUCCCAAUGCUAAAGAAAGACAAGCUAGUAGGUGCUAUAGUGUACUUCGAUGGCCAACACAAUGACGCUAGGAUGAAUCUCUCUAUAGCCCUCACAGCAACAAGACUGGGCAGUACAAUUGCAAAUCACACCCGAGUACUGAGUUUACUGAGGGAAAAGGACGAAAGUGGGGUUGAGAGAUUGUCUGGUGCUAUAGUGAAAGACGAAGUAACUGGGCGUGAAAUAAAAGUGAAAGCCAAAUGUGUCAUCAAUGCAACGGGACCCUUCACAGAUUCAAUCAGGAAAAUGGACAACCAGGCAACCAAAGAGAUAUGUGCCCCCAGUAUGGGAGUCCACAUCACCCUGCCAGACUAUUAUUCACCCGAGCAAAUGGGUCUUCUGGACCCUAAUACCUCAGAUGGCAGGGUCAUUUUCUUCCUACCAUGGGAAGGGCGUACAAUAGCCGGAACCACUGACACUCCUUGCAGUGUCACACACAAUCCUGCUCCAACGGAGGAUGAUAUCCAGUUCAUUCUACAAGAAGUCAAAAAUUAUCUCAGCCCUGAUGUUGAAGUGAGAAGGGGCGAUGUCUUGUCUGCUUGGUCUGGAAUCAGACCUCUUGUUCAGGAUCCCAAUAAAACAGACACUCAGAGCAUAGCUCGUAACCAUAUAGUUCAUGUCAGUGAAUCAGGUCUAGUAACAAUUGCGGGAGGAAAAUGGACGACUUAUCGCUCAAUGGCUUUAGAAACUAUCGAUGCAGCUAUUCGAGCUUGCAACUUGGAACCAAAACAUCAAGAAUCUCAGACAGACGGCCUUCUCCUUGAAGGAGCACACAGCUGGACUCCAACAAUGUUCAUCAGGCUGGUGCAAGACUUUGGCCUGGAGUCAGAGGUGGCAAAACAUUUAGCUCACACCUAUGGAGACCGAGCAUUUAGUGUUGCAAAGCUCGCUGCUCUUACUGGGAAAAGGUGGCCAAUAGUUGGCCGUCGUUUGCACAGUGAAUUCCCAUAUAUUGAUGCUGAAGUUCGUUAUGCAUGCCGAGAGUAUGCAGCUACUGCAGUUGACAUUAUUGCUCGAAGACUUCGGCUUGCCUUCCUGAAUGCCCAAGCUGCAGAAGAAGCUCUUCCUACUAUUGUUAAUAUAAUGGCUGAAGAACUGAAGUGGUCAGAAGCCGAAAAAAAGAGACAACUAGCGGCUGCUGUUCAGUACCUCCAGCGUGAGAUGGGUCAGAAUGUGAAUCGAGCAUCGAGAGAGAAAAUUCCAAUCAACUUGACAAAGAGCGAAAUAUCCGAGUAUGUCAAACGGUUCAACUCACUGGACACUGACAAGAAGGGUUACAUAUCUCUGAAUGAUCUCAGGGCAUCCCUGAAGACUAAUGGAGAGAGAGUAAGUCUUGACCAACUACACGACAUUUUGAAAGAAGUUGAUGUCCACAAACAUGGUCAAGUUGAAUUUCCGGAUUAUGUCCAGGCCAGGGGCCAAGAUGUCCCUGGAGAAACUCUUCAUGAAAUACUGAAGGAGAUCGAUCUUAAUCUUAAUGGACAGGUGGAAUUUGAUGAAUAUUUACAGAUGAUGGCUGCUAUCAAGGCUGGAUCACUUUCACACUCUCGCUUUGCACAGCUGGCAGAGAUGGCGGAGGAGUAUCAACGAAAGAAAAUCUCUGUUGACAGAAGUGGUGGUGGGCUAUAAUAUACAGUCUCUAGAUAAAAUGUCAGGUUAUACUGUAUAUGAUUAUUUAUUUAUAUGCAGUAAUUUAUUUAUUUAUGGAAAAACUUAUAUAAAUGGAAAUUGUAGACUUUUUAAUGUACAGAAUUCACAGUACUGUAAUAUAUACAUAUGGUUUACCUUAAUAUUGAAGGUUCCCUGCAUUUUCUUCAUCAAAUCAUUAUGAGACUGGCAUUAAGCUUCCAUAACCUAAAUGUAUCUUAAAUAAUUUGGGAAGAAUCCUAAGAACAUCUUUACUGAUUUAUG
Messenger RNA from Macrobrachium nipponense, 3216 nucleotides. RefSeq names its product glycerol-3-phosphate dehydrogenase, mitochondrial-like (gene Gpo1). Gene Ontology annotation, biological process: glycerol-3-phosphate metabolic process. Gene Ontology annotation, molecular function: calcium ion binding; glycerol-3-phosphate dehydrogenase (quinone) activity. The record is from RefSeq and is a predicted model, not a curated record. Lineage: Eukaryota; Metazoa; Arthropoda; Malacostraca; Decapoda; Palaemonidae. Gene Ontology annotation, cellular component: glycerol-3-phosphate dehydrogenase (FAD) complex; mitochondrion. Bases 649 to 2934 code for a protein of 761 amino acids. The transcript has 11 exons.